GGAUAAGAACAAAGAGAGGAACACAAUAAAUAAUAAUUCAACAAUACGUUCAUUGAUCAAUCGGUAUCUCUAUAGAGCCCGCAGAUAAAUCUCGAGAAAGAUCGAUCUGCGUAGAACGGAAAAAUCUUCGAAGAACAAUACUACGGGAUCAUAUUUUUUGUGUCGCGGACGUUUAAAUUCAAAUUUUGAUGAACAGAUGGCACUGGUUUUUUUUUUUUUUUUUUUUAACUCAGUUGAACUGAAAUGUUUUUCAAUUAUAUGACCGGUAGAUGAAAUGUCGGGACUUGGUGAUAAAUUGAUUACGCGAGAAACGAUCGCUAGGAUGAGAAAUGGACGGUGUGAAUUUAUAGCUGGUAAUUUAACGAGUGAAAUUGCCCGUAAGCGCAGAUUCUCCAGAGAUCUAUUCACUGGUAAAUUCAUUCCGUUUCUUCUCUAUGAUAACCUUGUAAUGGGGUAUGAAGUAGAACGACUUGUUUUAUAUUAUGCCGACGAGACGCCUUUUUUCGAACGUCGAGAACGAUCCUUGGUCGUCAUCCUGAUCAAAUAUACCUUGUUUGAUUCAUACAUUGGAAUAGUUGAAUUUUCUUUGAUCGAGGAAGAUGAUGACCCAUUGGGUGGGGAACUCGUUUCGGCCCUCAUUGUCGUCUUCGGUAAAGUCUGUGAAGUGGAUAAAGAAUGGCAGUCAAUUCGAACUUUACAUCAUUUGACAUUGUAUACGCUACGUGAGAAAUGAGGGAAAUUGAUACGUCGGAAGAGAUGAGAAAAAAAAAAAAAAAAAUUACCAAUCGUAAUCAUAAUAAUAAUAACAAAAGAUAAUUUGAGUUCUGCAGGUGGGUUCGAAAACGUUUCAUUUACCUAUAGAGAUGACAUUUAUCGGCAUUCGUAUGAAACGCGGCGUCUGCCAGGACUUCUUCCCCGAUGUGGACCUUUUUGGGACAAAAGACGAUCAUGUUACGCGAGUAGCUUUUAGAUUUCCGAUCUUCCAAUGGUAGUAGAGGUAGUGGAUAGCAAUGGUUAAAACUUGAAUUUUACCAUCGCACGUCAACAUGACGAUAUCGCAAUACUGGUAUACCGGUUAUUCAAUAAUUACCUACUCUCACCCGAGAACAAAAUACUUUCGAUGUAACGAUAAGUGACAGAUUUUUGGAAACUCACUUCGAUAAUGAGUAGUAAAUUAUUACUGUUCGUUCAUCGUGCAAUAAUCUCGAAUAGAAGUUCAGGAUAUUCAAACACGCUGAAACUGAUAAGUAAUCGUGCAUCAUAGUUAUAAAUGUAUCCAAGUUUUGCAGCGAAUGCAUGUGCGAAUCGGCCUAAUUAUGCCCGACUUAUCAUCGCUCGAAUAAAAGUUAUCAGCCGAUUAUUUGUUUGUUUAUUUUCUAUUUCAAGUGCCUUGUGCAGUUUGCCGUACGUACAAGCACGUUACUCUCGCCAAAGCAUUUGAUAGGUUUUAGCGUUUCGUGGACCUACGAUAUAAGAUCAUCGAUUCGAGGUCGUCGUCAUCAUUGGUGUGCGGAUAAAACGUCGGUGGUACAAAAGUUGGCUUUCGGCGGGUGAGAAAAGAAAGGAACCUAACGAUUGUUGUAAUUUACAGCUGCGAAGAAAAAUGUCUGCCAGGUUGAUAAAAAUUUACAGCGGCCCCCCAGAUAACGUGGAUUACAUUAUCCUGCCCGAGGAAAGAAUCGAGGAAGCUUUGAGAGUGCAGCAGGGUUCUAUGGGCCGUGAGAAUAUCGCGUUACGAUUUGGUCUGUCGAAUAAUCCGAGUUCUGGUGAAACAAUGAAGAUUAUUUUUCGGGAAAUGGUGAAAGAUCGGUGCAGCGUUGUGGCGGUGCAUACGAAAACUGACGAAAUCGUAGGCGUUUGUUUCAACAAACUGCACUGGGUUCCAAUGGGAAAUGGAGAAAGAAACGAACUGGAAAUAUUUGUGGCGAAUAACAUCCGGGACGAAAGAUGUCGAGGAUUGAUCGAUUUUCUAUCUCAUUAUUACGGGGCUAGUUGUGUACUGGAGUUAUUCUACGUGGGAACAGAUUCCCGUUUCGUCGGUCAUGGCGUCGGCCUAAACUUACUCAAAGCCUCGAUCGAGCUCGGUCGUCGUCUGGGAAAAUCGAAAACAAUGGCGCAUCACACUUUUCAGGUAGCACCGGAAGUGGCCUAUGGAAUUUUCACAUCGAAUUCCAGUCAGCGGGUCGCAUCGCGCCUCGGUUUCCAGUGGCUUGUCACCGUUCCCUACGACGAAUAUUAUUGGCGUGGGGAAAAAUUGUUUGACGGAAACGGUGAUGCCCAUGAAACGGCACAGCUGGGCGCAGUGAGAAUCAAUAUGCGCUGAACAUUUUCAUUACAGGAUAUUGUACGUUCUAAUUCCGUUGUUGAUGUUAUAUCCACUGCAUGACUUGGUGCAAGUUUGGAAUCUAUUCGCAUAUUUUGAACGUAAUUCUAUAAAAAUUAAUUAUCAAUACCUAUAUUGCGUUUGAAGCGUGUGCAGACCUUGCACAGAUCGGUGUUCAUUGAUCACUGUAAUCACAUGGUUGUGAGAAUCUGUUUUUUUUUUUUUCUUCUUCUCUUCUUCAUCGGUGGUUUGUCAUAGGGGUGGGUGCGCACGUUGAAGCGUCUCAUUGCGUAUCUGCAUGUAUAAUCACAAAUCGAGUGAUCUAGGGGAUUGUAGGGUUUUUAAGUUUUUAAGUUUAAGUUUGUAAUUAUUUGUAAACAGUGAUGAUAAACAAAAAUAGUUCCAAUCAUC
Athalia rosae (coleseed sawfly) is the source of this 2734-nucleotide messenger RNA. RefSeq names its product arylalkylamine N-acetyltransferase-like 2 (gene AANATL2). The record is from RefSeq and is a predicted model, not a curated record. Bases 1604 to 2323 code for a protein of 239 amino acids. The transcript is spliced from 3 exons. Lineage: Eukaryota; Metazoa; Arthropoda; Insecta; Hymenoptera; Athaliidae. Gene Ontology annotation, molecular function: N-acetyltransferase activity.